Vanessa tameamea is the source of this 888-nucleotide messenger RNA. It is a transcript of the gene RhoL, whose product is annotated as ras-like GTP-binding protein RhoL. Gene Ontology annotation, molecular function: GTPase activity; GTP binding. The record is from RefSeq and is a predicted model, not a curated record. The coding region runs from base 286 to 837 and encodes 183 amino acids. The transcript is spliced from 5 exons. Gene Ontology annotation, biological process: small GTPase-mediated signal transduction. Lineage: Eukaryota; Metazoa; Arthropoda; Insecta; Lepidoptera; Nymphalidae.
AAUAUUUGUGAUCAUUUUGCGUUUAACCACCAAAGUGCGCGCGCGCCUUGUUUCAAUUAAAUUGCCGCGUUAUCGCAAAUGUUUCUACAAGUUUGAUAAGAUCAUUACAUCACUGAGUGUGAGUGAUAAGAUUCGUCAAGGACCGAUUUGUCUUACCGAUGAUCAAAUCAUCACUUAAAUUCGAUAUGCUACAGUUGUAGUUUAAACGAGUGUUAAACAAUAGACGUUGUUGUUAGAACAGUGAUAUUUGUUUGUGAGUUUAACUUGGAUGUGGUGGUAAAUACGAUGGGGACAGUGCCGCGAUUAAAAAUAACAGUGGUGGGCGACGGAAUGGUUGGCAAAACCUGCCUUCUGUAUGUGUACACGAGGAAUGAAUUCCCAAAGGAAUAUGUACCGACAGUAUUUGAUAACUAUGUGGGGCACAUCACAGUCGACGGCCAAGAAGUGGAAAUGGCUCUGUGGGACACUGCUGGACAGGAGGACUACGAGCGAUUAAGGCCGUUAUCAUACAAUAAUACACAUUGCUUUUUGGUAUGUUACUCCGUUGGCACUCGAUCUUCAUACGAAAAUGUAAUUCACAAAUGGUAUCCAGAGUUAAAGCACUUCAGUUCUUUAGUACCAAUUGUACUCGUAGCAACGAAAACCGACUUGAGGGCAUCAGGCAAAGCUGUUAUUACGACACAAGAAGGCAAAACUUUGAAGAAGAAAAUACGUGCUGUCCAACUCGUGGAAUGCUCAGCCUUGGAACGGGAAAACAUGCACGAGGUGUUCGAAGAGGCUGUGCGAGCUGCUCUUCGUAAGAAAAGUGUCCCGAAACGUACUUGUCAAUUUCUAUGAUAGAGCCUUUAAUGCAUAAACAAAUGUAUAAAAAUAUAUUUUAUUUUAAUA